This is a messenger RNA of Rhodamnia argentea, 1060 nucleotides long. Its product is annotated as dof zinc finger protein DOF1.6-like. Lineage: Eukaryota; Viridiplantae; Streptophyta; Magnoliopsida; Myrtales; Myrtaceae. Gene Ontology annotation, molecular function: DNA-binding transcription factor activity; DNA binding. The record is from RefSeq and is a predicted model, not a curated record. The transcript is spliced from 2 exons. The coding region runs from base 65 to 823 and encodes 252 amino acids. Gene Ontology annotation, biological process: regulation of DNA-templated transcription.
CAACCUCUCUCUCUCUCUCUUUCCAGGCCUUCGUUUUAGCACUCUUGACGGCCGCUAGGAAGACAUGCCUUCGGACAAGAGCGAGCGCAGGCCAGCCCGGCCCCAGUGCGCCGCCGGUGGAGUUGGCCUGCACCCCCAUCCGCCGCCGCAGACGGAGGCCCUGCCCUGCCCGCGCUGCGACUCCAACAACACCAAGUUCUGCUACUACAACAACUACAACCUCUCCCAGCCCCGCCAUUUCUGCAAGUCCUGCCGCCGCUACUGGACCCAGGGCGGCACCCUCCGCAACGUCCCCGUCGGCGGCGGCUCCCGCAAGGCGGCCUCCUCGAAGCGCCCGUGCCCGUUGGCCCCGCCUCCUCCCUCUUCGUCUCCUUCCUCCAACUCCAACUCCUCCUCCGUGACCCAAGACCCCCUGCGAGGAGACAACCCGGGCUUGCUCCUGGCCCAGGCGAAGUCCGAGGUGGGCUCGGGCGACCGGGUGAAGAGGAGCGAGAAUGUGGCGGGACUGGGGGUCGGUUCCGGACACCUGGGCUUCGCUUCUCUGCUUGGCUCGCAGGGGGGUCAAGGGUUUUUGGCUCUGGGCGGGCUCGGGCUCGGGACGGGGCUGGACGGUCUGGGGUUCGGGUUCGGUAGGGCGGUCUGGCCGUUCAGCGAAGCGGGCUUCGUCGAUGGCGGAGGCGCGUAUGGCGGCGGGGGACCUGUAGCGGCGGCGGGAGGCAGCGCGUGGCAGAUGGGGAGCGGGGAAAGUGGAGUUUUGGUUGAUGGGGAUGGAUUUGCCUGGCCGGAGCUGGCGAUAUCGAUGCCGGGUCAGGGCCUGAAGUGAGAGUGCUCUGCUCUUUCUGCGUCGGGUUUUGGAGUCGGUGGGUGAGACUGGAGUCAAUAGUGGUGGUAUCAGGUUUCUUUUUUUUCUUCUUUUUUCGGUUUGGGGUUUGGGGGUUGGUGUUUUAGAAGGGUAUAAGUAUUCACUAAAAUAGGGUUUAAUUAAAGUUUACAGAGGAGAUACUGUGAUGACCACUGGAAUGAUAUGGAUGGUUAGCGUAGGCGGAUCGUGGUCCGGUCA